Molecule: messenger RNA, 793 nt
Organism: Prorocentrum cordatum
Lineage: Eukaryota; Dinophyceae; Prorocentrales; Prorocentraceae
Source: the annotation of a GenBank genome assembly
GCCUCCAGCCGCUUGGCGAGGGUCCGGGCUGAGGCGCGGCAGCGGCUGCCGGGCCUGACCCCCGAGCCCGCCCCCUUGCAGCAGGAGCGGGCGAGGCCCAACGCGCCGCGGGGCCGUCGCGCAGCCGCCCCCUUCUUCCUUGGGGAGCUGCCCCGGCGCUGGCGCGGUCUGCCCUCGUGCCCGGCGGGGGCGCCGGCCGCCAUGGCGUCGCUCGAGACCUACGCGCGGCCUUCCGAGCUGCCGAGCCUCACGGUCGCGCAGCUCGCCCCUCCCGCGGGCCGGGAGGGGCCCAGGACCUGCCGGGCCUUCUGCGUCCACGUGGAGGAGCUCGGGCGGCCGUCCGAGACCCGCGAGUUCGACCUCACCGCGCUGCUCGACCUCGAGCGGCACCCGGCGCUGAUCCUAGCGCUGCGCGUGUUCCAGAGACCCCGCGACCGCCAGGAGUGCUUGUUCGACAUCAGCUCCAGACAGUUGCACUGCGCCUUCGCGGGCGCGGCGGAGCGGCCGGGGGUGCCACAGCGCGGGCACUGGCGCAGCUCCUGCAGCGUGGCCCGUUACGACAAGCACGCGCGGGCCCCCCUGCAGCUCGGCGAGCCCCCUGUGGCGUCGCAGGCGGAGAUCGCGGGCGUCGUGGAGCGCGGUGCCAGGCCCUUCCGAGCGCUGCGCCAGGCUCUCGCGCAGCCGCAGCCAGCAUUGCGGCGCGUCUUCUUAGACCUGUUCUCUGGAUCAGGCAGCCUGGCGCGGGCGCUGGCAGCUCGCAACGCGGCAGUCUUGUGCAUCGACAUUGCACAGG